This is a messenger RNA of Alternaria novae-zelandiae, 1158 nucleotides long. RefSeq lists its product as uncharacterized. NCBI's taxonomy places the organism in Eukaryota, Fungi, Ascomycota, Dothideomycetes, Pleosporales, Pleosporaceae. The coding region runs from base 1 to 1158 and encodes 385 amino acids. The transcript is spliced from 2 exons. The record is from RefSeq and is a predicted model, not a curated record.
AUGGACGUGAAGACAAAGCGAGAUGUACAAGGUUACAUUGUCGGACAGUACAAGGCCAUUAAGCAAAUGGGCCACGAGCACAUCACCGCGACUGGCACCAAAACAGUCUUCUUCCUUGGUCAAGCACAACAAGAGGAAGAGUUCGACAUAUUAGACGAGGAUAUGAAGACCGACCUGGGCGAGUACAUCAACGAGGAUGAGGAUGCGGAUCGCUCAUGGCGUGGGGUUUGCGACUUCAUGCAGAAAAUUCCGACCUCCAAGGCUGUGGCGCCGACAGAGUUCAAGGAUAAGAACAUUUUGGACACUGAGACACCUCAUCAAGCCCGCUUGAUGCGUGCCCAGAGUGCGCCCUCUCUGGCUCGAUGUAUCGCGAAUGCUAGCUUUGACAGCGCCGGAUCAGAGACAGACUCUGACUCAGAAGACGACGACAUCGAUCUUGAACUGAAAAUCGAGAACGCACUCUCGUCCUUUGCUAAAAAGGUCGAGGAAUUAGAGGAUGUAGCAGGAGCGCUGUCAAUCACGCCACCCGGCCGCACAUAUUCUGAAGCUCACCCAUUUACACCAUCGCCUCCCAAGGACAUCGAUAUACCAUACCCCUGUGGCACUGUGCGGGGUGGGAAGGUUGCACUCGAUCCACCUAUCACCACUACCAAAGAAUGGUCUAGUGGGCUGCAGACGUGGGAGGGUGAAAGCUGGCCCAACGCACCCGAGCGCAUUGGAAACGACUUUGAAGACGCCCAGAACUCUAUCACGAGGAAUGAAUCCGAGGACUGCGACGUAGAAGAGCUCUCACAGCUACGUGCGUCGCUGACGGAAACUACGGACAAUGACGAACCCAUGUGGCCUGAAGUCAUCGCCAACCGCCCGUAUACGGCUCCGCUUAUGUACGAGGAAGCCGCCGAUUUUAUUGAACAUGUCGCCACUAAUCCGGAUGUUGAUUCCGAAUGUUGGUCAGAACCCUUGGAUGGUUGCGCGAAACCGCGUCGCAAGUGGACUAGCAAGAUGAAGCAUUGUCUCAAGAAAAUACCCCAAAACACAAAGCAGGCUACCCACGACUAUGUCAAAGCGACGAAACGAUUCUCACGGACUGCUUGGCGCGUGUUGCCAGCUGCGCUGUCGAGCCGACAUCCGUUCCAGAAGAUCGACAGCAUCCUCUAG